Molecule: messenger RNA, 1217 nt
Organism: Parasteatoda tepidariorum (common house spider)
Lineage: Eukaryota; Metazoa; Arthropoda; Arachnida; Araneae; Theridiidae
Source: RefSeq, a predicted model, not a curated record
AUUCAUAUUGGGAGUUCCACAAGUGGUCAGUAGAUAACUACAUAGACUGUUGGGAAGAAAUAUGGCAUUAUUUUGGAGUUAUUGGAUCAAAAUCUUACGAUCAGGUUUUGGUCAAAACUGGAAAGGGCUUCUUGGAUAAUGAUUGGUUCAGUGGAGCGAGAUUCAACUAUGCCGAGAAUAUUCUCCGAAUAAGAGACAGUAGAGUCGCUCUUGUGUGUGCUGAUGAAGAUGGAAAUGAAGAAACAGUCACUUUCGCCGAAAUGUUUGAAGAAGUGAAAUUGUAUGCUUCGGCAUUACGAAGUCUCGGCGUUAAAAAGAACGAUAGAGUUGGGUGCUUUAUGUCUAAUAGAAAGGAAGCCAUAUUUGCUAUGUUGGCAACAACAAGUAUCGGUGCUAUUUGGGGUGGUCCUCUCCCUUACUACGCAGCUAGAGCUGCUUCAAAUGUAUUGAGCACAAUGGAACCAAAAGUUCUUUUCACAGUCGAUGAACAUAGUGAUAAUGGAGUAAAAUUCUAUCCAAUAGAUAAUCUUGAAGACAUAGUCAAUAAUACCCCAUCAUUGGAAAAAGUUGUCAUUGUACACACCAAUGAUAAAACAUUGUCUCGGGACAUUUCAAACAUCAGAAACAGCUGCUUUCUGGAAGAGUUUUUGGAAUGUGGUAAGACCCCAGAUGGAACUACUCCAGAUAUUGUUUUUGAACAAUUACCCUUCAACCAUCCAAUAGUUAUCAACUUUACAUCCGGAACCACUGGACUUCCAAAGGCUCCUCUCCAUUCAGCUGGAACGUUCUUGGCUGAAUUAAGAGAUUUUGCUUUUCAUCUGAAUCUAAAAUCUGGAGAUACCAUUUAUACAUGCUACCCUGUAGGUUGGACUCUUUGGGAUACGAUGAUCCCUCCCCUUGCUCUGGGGGUGAAGCUAUACCUGCAUGCCGGAUGCCCGCAUUACACGGAGAAGGGUGCCAAUGUAUGGGACAUCUUUUCCAGGCACAAGGUCACUUUUGCUUUUAUCGUCACGUGUAUCGUUGACAGACUAGAAAAAGAAAACAUCAUGCCAAAACCUGGUACGAAUUUAGACUGCCUGAAGGUCAUAGGAAUAGGAGGAAGUCCAGUGAAAAGACAAAACUUUGAAUACUUGCGUAAAGUAAAAAGUGAUGUAUUUGUUGGAAGCAUGUACGGUGAGUUACCCUUUGUUCAUAGCAUUUAAGUAGAGUAAAAAUAU